Molecule: messenger RNA, 2174 nt
Organism: Anoplopoma fimbria (sablefish)
Lineage: Eukaryota; Metazoa; Chordata; Actinopteri; Perciformes; Anoplopomatidae
Gene: hpdb
Product: 4-hydroxyphenylpyruvate dioxygenase b
Exons: 15
Coding region: 182-1363 (393 amino acids)
Biological process (GO): L-tyrosine catabolic process
Cellular component (GO): endoplasmic reticulum membrane; Golgi membrane
Molecular function (GO): 4-hydroxyphenylpyruvate dioxygenase activity
Source: RefSeq, a predicted model, not a curated record
UAGGAUGAGUUAUGAAGGGAAGAUAUUCAAUUUGCAAAUCCAGAUGCGUGUCAGUGAUUUACGUCAUAAUGAGGUCUAAUCAGACCUGUGUGGGUGUGGAUUCAAAGGAAUUCUACUUUGUUUUAAAUUCCCUAAGAUCCCUUGCAGAUUUCAUUCUGACAAUCAGGUUACCAGAAGCAAAAUGACAACCUACACAGAUAAAGGCGAAAAGCAUGAGCAGGGGAAGUUCCUCUGCUUUGACCACAUAACAUUCUGGGUUGGAAAUGCAAAACAGGCUGCAUCAUAUUACUGCAACAAGCUGGGAUUUGAGCCUCUGGCUUACCAGGGUUUGGAGACAGGCAGUCGUGACGUGGUGUCCCAUGCAGUCAAACAAGGAAAGAUCAUUUAUGUGUUCUCAUCUGCCCUCAAUCCUGGAAACAAAGAGAUGGGCGAUCAUUUAGUCAAACAUGGGGAUGGAGUGAAGGAUGUUGCUUUUACAGUGCAGGACUGUGACUUCCUUGUGCAGAAAGCCAGAGAGCGAGGUGCAGUUAUUGUGAAGGAGCCCUGCACCCUGGAGGACAAGUACGGUAAAGUCAGGCUGGCCGUGCUUCAAACGUAUGGUGAAACCACACACACGUUUGUGGAGAGGUCCGGCUACAGUGGGUUGUUUCUGCCAGGCUUUCAGAGCCCUCUCUUCAAGGACCCUUUACUAGCCAAACUACCAAGUGGAAAACUGAACUUCAUUGAUCAUGUUGUGGGAAACCAACCGUAUGAUGAGAUGGUCCAAGUGGUGGAUUGGUAUCAAAGAAACCUUCUCUUUCACCGCUUCUGGUCGGUUGAUGACAAGCAGCUUCAGACAGAGUUUAGUGCCCUGCGCUCCAUCGUUGUGGCAAACUACGAGGAGACUGUGAAGAUGCCCAUCAACGAGCCUGCCAUGGGGAAGAGGAAGUCUCAAAUCCAGGAAUAUGUAGAGUACUACGGAGGUCCAGGAGUGCAGCAUAUAGCCAUGAACACAUCAGAUAUCAUCACCGCGAUCCGUAACCUUAAAGAGCGUGGGAUGGAGUUCAUGUGUGUGCCAGACACCUACUACCACCGACUCAGGGAAAACUUGAAAGGCUCAAAGGUCAAGGUCUCUGAGGACCUGGAUGUUCUGCAGGAACUGAAGAUCUUGGUGGACUUCGACGACAACGGCUAUUUACUUCAGAUCUUCACUAAGCCAAUUCAGGAUCGCCCCACUGUGUUCUUGGAAGUCAUUCAAAGACAUAACCACCAGGGCUUUGGUGCAGGAAACUUCAAGUCUCUCUUUGAGGCCAUCGAAGCAGAACAGCACGCUAGGGGAAACCUGACGAUCCUGACACCAAAUGGAGUUUCAAAGAACAUGUGAUGCCUGUGUUGCAAUUGCUUUACAACUACGGAAAGUCUGUCAAAUAACUAUGAAAAGACCCUUUCUGUUGAAGGUCUUCUUAACGUUUCAAGAGUAUUAUACUAAUAAUGUGCCACAUCAAUGCUCUGAUAUUGUGACAUACACAAUAAUAAUGUGCAAAGGGUGUUGUUUUUUUGUGACUUGCAUGUUUUAUUACAAUGUAACAUAUAUGUUAUGUGUACAAAAAGUUCUUCAUUAUAAUUUCUCCUGAUGUUCAUGAAAUAUCACCUUAUGAGUUGUUUGUAGCAGUUAGCAGGAAGAGUUAAUCACAACUUAAUCAUAAUGCAACACUUUCUUUUUAUAAAAUGUCAGCAAAAAAACAUAUAAUAUUGAUACAAGCUUGACUCAAGCAAAACACCAUUUAAGCUCUCGUAAUUGAAAACAUUUAACUAUACACUUUUGUUAUCAUUUGGACAAUAAGGUCAACAGACCUUUCAUUGCAACAGAGGCUUUUUGCAUGAUGUUUGGAGAGCCCAUUUUUCCUUCCAUGUGGGAAGAGACAACAAUUGCAAUGUGUGAAACUGUGUAUAUAAACUGAAAUGUAAAACAAAAUGUAGAGUUUUGUAAUGUUUUACCAGAAAAUAAGGAUUUUUUUUUUUACAGUGGUUCCCAGUACUUGCAGGUGGCACACUAUAAUUUCAUGCUGGACCUCCAUUGAUAAUCCUUUGCUGUCUUGCAUGCUGUUAAGGACAGUUUAUUAAAUCAUUAUUCACUGAGCAGUACUAGCUCGUCUGUAGUGCUUUCAUGAGCUCCUGUAUGGCCUCCAGGCUGU